CUCCUUUCUUCACGCAGCCAUGAUGACUGAUGACUUGACGCGUCCAAGGUACCACUGGUAGUGCUCUAGCUCAACGUGAGCUCGUCGGGGAGCCCGAUUGGUUGCAUGCUGCGCAGCCGACCGACGUCUGCUCCUCUCAGAGACAUGCCAUGACCGAUCAAUGAUUCAAACACGUCCAACGAUAGGUUGAACUUUCUCAUGACUAACCCCCUCCCUCAUCUGAAGCGCCGACAAGCGCCUGGAAAAUCAAAGAAUAAUCACGGAACUAUUGAGACAUUUCACUCCACGUUGAAAUGGCAAAGAGGACCUCGUUUGGGCAUUUUGAAAUGCAGCGACCGAUGCAGCCACCUCAAACAGCGGCAACAGCAUCAUCACCACUGCCAUCGGCCGCAUCCGAACCCAAACUACCAGCCACCACCAAUCCUGGCCCCGGACAGUUUGCGACAUUCCUAUCAUCUCAGUACCCCGGCAGCCGGUACGAGACGGAGCCGCUGAGCGGCGGGCUGGUGAACAUCACGGCGCGCGCGCGUCUUUGCGAGCCGAGCAGCAGUAGCAAUAAUGCCUCGCUCGAGGAUGGGGAGCAGCAGCAGCCGCCAGCAAGUCUCGUCAUGAAAUAUGCGCCGCCGUUCAUUGCGGCCGUCGGCGCGUCGGCGCCCUUCUCGCAGGGCAGGCAGGCAAGUAAUUACCUCAUUGCAUAUUGCCUCUCUAUCUGAUUAAUCGGCGUUGUCUGUCACAAAGUCGAUACGGUUCUGUUAAAGGUCGUGUGUGUUGUGUGUUCCCCUCUCCGGCUAUAAUACUUCAAUAC
Molecule: messenger RNA, 805 nt
Organism: Lasiosphaeria miniovina
Lineage: Eukaryota; Fungi; Ascomycota; Sordariomycetes; Sordariales; Lasiosphaeriaceae
Exons: 1
Coding region: 294-713 (139 amino acids)
Source: RefSeq, a predicted model, not a curated record